Ipomoea triloba (trilobed morning glory) is the source of this 1700-nucleotide messenger RNA. Its product is annotated as chaperone protein dnaJ A7A, chloroplastic-like. The record is from RefSeq and is a predicted model, not a curated record. The transcript has 8 exons. Lineage: Eukaryota; Viridiplantae; Streptophyta; Magnoliopsida; Solanales; Convolvulaceae. Gene Ontology annotation, cellular component: cytoplasm. Gene Ontology annotation, molecular function: ATP binding; heat shock protein binding. Gene Ontology annotation, biological process: response to heat; protein refolding. The coding region runs from base 203 to 1537 and encodes 444 amino acids.
AUAUGAGACUUCUCGAGAGCCUUCGGCGUUCUCCCUCCUUUGGAGCCUCAUCCUCGGCACACGCUGUCGCGUACUUUCACUCACCGCUCAAUAUCUCCUCCGCUUGCCGGAGCUUCACCGCCGGUAGCAAUCUAUUCAAAAUAUAUAGCAACAACAAUAGAAACGGGAAAAAAGGUUGUUUAGUACGAUUUCAGUAUAUUGAAUGGCAAUCAUAACUUGUGGAAGUACAUGGGUGGCUCGUUGUGGAGCUCAGCCUCAGCUUGUAACAAAAUCUUCUAUUACAAAUUACUUAUCAGCAUCUUCACUUCGUUUCUCAAGCAAGAUAAGGGCUUUGCCUUUACCUAAUUCAAGUUCUCUUGGUCAUCAAUCACUGCAUGGGCUUUUCAAUUUAUCAUCAUACAAAAAUCCAUGUCAAAGAAGAGGGCAUUCUCUCAUUGUUAGAGCAGAAAAAGAUUACUAUUCUGUUCUUGGCGUGUCAAAAAAUGCGAGUAAAUCUGAAAUCAAGAGCUCUUAUCGAAAACUUGCUAGGAGCUAUCAUCCUGAUGUAAACAAAGAACCUGGAGCGGAACAGAAAUUUAAGGAGAUCAGCAAUGCCUAUGAGGUAUUGUCGGAUGAUGAGAAACGUUCAAUUUAUGACAGGUAUGGUGAGGCUGGUCUCAAAGGUGCCGGCAUGGGUAUGGGGGAUUUCAGCAAUCCCUUCGAUUUAUUUGACUCAUUAUUUGAUGGCUUGGGAGGUAUGGGUGGCAUGGGAAUGGGGGGAAGAGGUUCACGAAACAGAGCCAUGGAAGGUGAAGAUCAGGCGUGUAAUCUGGUUUUAAAUUUCAAAGAAGCCAUAUUUGGGGUUGAGAAGGAGAUUGAAAUUAGUAGGCUUGAGAGCUGUAGCACCUGUGAUGGAUCUGGUGCCAAACCUGGCACUAAGGCAACAACAUGUGGCACAUGUGGUGGUCAAGGACAAGUCGUGUCAUCAACAAGGACCCCUCUAGGUGUCUUCCAACAAGUGAUGACAUGUUCGUCUUGUGGUGGGACCGGAGAGAACUCUACUCCCUGUAACACAUGUGGAGGUGAUGGGCGAGUAAGGAAGUCAAAACGAAUCAGCCUUAAAGUUCCCCCUGGGGUAGACUCUGGCAGCCGUUUGAGGGUUCGGUCUGAAGGCAAUGCAGGGAGGAGAGGUGGUGCCCCCGGGGAUCUUUUUGUGAUCAUAGAAGUUUUACCCGAUCCUGUACUGAAAAGGGACGACACCAAUAUUCUCUACACUUGCAAGGUUUCUUACAUCGAUGCCAUUUUGGGAACAACAAUGAAGGUUCCUACAGUAGAUGGCAUGGUGGAUCUAAAGAUUCCCCAGGGCACUCAACCAGGGACGACGCUAGUAAUGGCCAAAAAAGGUGUGCCUUACCUCAACAAACCCAACAUGAGGGGCGAUCAGUUAGUUAGAGUCCAAGUCGAGAUCCCAAAACGGCUUAGCAGCGAAGAGAGAAAACUCAUAGAAGAACUUGCCAAUUUGACAAAGUCCAAAACUCCAAACAGCAGCAGGAGAUAGUAAAACACAACAUGAUAAUGCCUAUUCUUAUGAAUUGUCCUUGGAAUGAUUGACUUUUUUUUAUCCCUUGAUCUACAUUAAAUUGUAGGAAAAUUUUGAUGAUUUAUUCUGUAUCAUGUAAUAUUGUUUAGUCUUCUAUACAAAUUCCAUGACUUGGCCAGCA